GUAAACAUUUAGAACUAGGUAACCUUCAUGGUCACAGAUGAUCAGGCAACAUGUAAUUUCGGUUUACUAACUGAUAGUGUUACCCUCCCCCUGCUAGUCUGCUAAACGAGGUCCAGAGAGAGAUGGACGAUAUUGUGGACCUCAUCCCAUUCAUCAAGGCGUAUGUUCUUCCUGCUACAUCCUCUAGCCUGUCCACAUCUUCCACUGACAGCGAGGCUGCAACAGCUAGUCCUGGGACGCGGCGCUCACCCCGCAAUUCUGCCAUUGGUGAUAAACAGGAUGCUGUCUCUGAUGAUUUGUCUGAGAGCCAAGCUCUAUGUAACCACCUGAAGAUUGGGCAGAUGCUUCGGGGAAAUGGUGGCCAUGGCAACAAGAAAUCUUCAACCUUUGGAGGAGUGAUAUUAAAGAGGCCACGUGGAAGGCCAAGACGGGCCCAGAGUCAGAACAGGAAGUUUGGAGUGAAGGAAAUGAAAAGAUGGCUCCAAAAGCAUUACCAGAGGCAUCCCGACAGCUAUCAGUCUGUUGCAAAAAUAAUGUUGGAGGCCAACCGGGAGGUCAAGGUCAAGGUCACCAGCAAGAAGGUCAUCCAGGGGGUAAAGGCCGUCUUCCCAGAGUUAAAAACAAAGGAAUGUGAUGGGAAUGUGUAUGGGUUCAACGGAAUCAUUUCUAAAAAACUAUUGCCCAGACCAAGGAAAAAUGAAAACCUUAAUCCCCCUCCACUCCUGAAGAGACAGCCUCCAAAAAAGCAACUCUGACAAAGAAAAUGAACUCUG
Lingula anatina is the source of this 773-nucleotide messenger RNA. RefSeq lists its product as uncharacterized. The record is from RefSeq and is a predicted model, not a curated record. Lineage: Eukaryota; Metazoa; Brachiopoda; Lingulata; Lingulida; Lingulidae.